AUGACCACUUCAACUAUCGCCUCAAUCUUGGUUGCAUGUAUGUUAACACCGACCUGGGCCUUGCAAGUCUCACCCAACUCGGCGUGCGCAUCUGUUUGCGUAGACAGUCUACCCGCAGAUUUCUCCGACCCAAAUGUUUCGAACACCGUGGGUUCAGACAUUAUCUGCAGUGAUGACAAUUAUGGCCACACUUCCGCUGGUACCAAAUUCCAAGGUUGUUUGACCUGCCUGCAAUCCAGCACAGCAUCUGGUGGAAAUGAGAACGAUCAGGGAUGGUAUUUCUACAACCUUCGAUAUGCCUUCAGCACCUGCAUUUUCGGUACCGCCAAUGCCUCGGACUCGCUGUCCACCCCUUGUGCCUCAACUUCCGUGUGUGGACCACUCCGAAAAGCUCUCAAUGAUGGCAUGGGAACACCUUUGACAAGCGGCCAGUAUUCAUACUGCUCAGCAUAUGACAAUUCAUUCUUGGGAUCUAGCCUAGGUACCUGCCGGGACUGUCUCAAAUCCAACAGCAAUACUAUUUACCUCUCAAACUUUCUCACCGCCUUGCAAGCAGGCUGCAACCAAAGACCGCCCACUGGUUUUGCAGUUGGCUUGAACGAUACAAUCUUCUCGAAAAAUCAGGUCAAAAUGACCUUUUCAUCGUCUACCCCCAACAAGAAAGACGAAGGUGGUCUCAGCCAAGGUGCAAUCAUUGGAAUUUCAGUUGCAGGCGUUGUUGUGUUCCUCGUAUUGAUUGCAGCAGCGUUCAUAUGUAUAAGGAAACGCCGUACUGCAAGACGCUUGAAGCAGCUUCAAAGCCCUCUUGAUGAGAGAUUCGGAGCGGAAAACAUCACCGCCCCACAUCACGGAGCAUACAGCUCCCCACAGACCUCGCCCCCGCUCAAGGAGGAAGAACAUGUGCAAAUGUCGCGUGCUCCUAAGGUCAAAAACUUCAGUUUAGUGAGACAGCUGCCUCAACGAGCUGGAGAAUGGCAAGGCACUGGAAUUCAACCGUCACCUCACUCCACAAAUUCUUCCAGUCCUCCAAUGUACUCUCCGCCUCGUCCCAAUCAAGAGUCAAUACCUGCACAUCACGCUUACAUACCACCCGAGUACACGCCGCCAUCUCGUAAUUCAACAUCUCCUUUAUACUUCCCAACACCUCCAUCACCACCACAGCAACCACCACAACCAGUCCCAGCUACACAUCCCCAGCGACCCCAGCCUCCAGUAUCACUGGAUGCCACUGUGAAGAACACUUUGCCCUCAGGACCUCGAGCCUCAGUGGCUCGAAACGCAAGCAGUGCCUCAAGCGUUCUUGCCACUGGGCCCGGCGCAUCAGUGGCAAGGAACCAAAUGAACUCUUCCACAUCACUACCAAACUCCCACAGUCGAAAUGCUAGCAAUGCAUCAGCAGCACGUCCUGGUGGUUCUGCUGCUGCAAUGUCUCGGAAUCCAAGCACUGCAUCCAGACUGCAGACGCAAAAUCUGGGGAUUCGACGAGGAUUCGUCCCUAGUCCCGUCCAGAUCUCUGGCCCAAUUGUCAAGGUCGGCAAUAGGUUUGAGUCUGAUGAGCAGGCACGCAAGAAUAGAGAGAGAUUGUACAAGCAGGGAAUAAGCAGUUCACACUCACGAGACAAAGUGGCUGAAAGACCGAGUCCAGAGAGUGACACGAGUGAGGAGAUGUGGCCAGGAAGUUACUGA
This is a messenger RNA of Cadophora gregata, 1686 nucleotides long. RefSeq lists its product as uncharacterized. Bases 1 to 1686 code for a protein of 561 amino acids. The record is from RefSeq and is a predicted model, not a curated record. NCBI's taxonomy places the organism in Eukaryota, Fungi, Ascomycota, Leotiomycetes, Helotiales, Ploettnerulaceae. The transcript is spliced from 3 exons.